Molecule: messenger RNA, 3046 nt
Organism: Enhydra lutris kenyoni (northern sea otter)
Lineage: Eukaryota; Metazoa; Chordata; Mammalia; Carnivora; Mustelidae
Product: insulin induced gene 2
Exons: 6
Coding region: 2363-3040 (225 amino acids)
Biological process (GO): cholesterol biosynthetic process; cellular response to insulin stimulus; SREBP-SCAP complex retention in endoplasmic reticulum
Cellular component (GO): SREBP-SCAP-Insig complex; endoplasmic reticulum
Source: RefSeq, a predicted model, not a curated record
AUUAUCUUUAAAAAGAGAACUCAUUCAAAUAAACAAUCACCAAAACAACAUUGUGUUACUUUUAAAGAAAACUUUUGGGGUGAAGUAGGAAACUAUAAACAAGCAUUGCUAGGAAAGGUUGAAUAAAGAGCUAUUGUAGAAUAACAUAAACAAACAACUUAGAAAGUCUCUAGCUUGAGGAAAUAGUCUGUGGCAAUCUGUGGCCCUGAGUGGGAGGACAUUGCCUAUCUGGUGGUGUUUGGAAAUAUUGUAGAAACAUUUUUGGUUGUCUCAAAUGGGUGAGGGGGCACACACUGGCAUUUAGUGGGCACGAGCCAGGGACGUUAAGUGUUUUGCAAUGCCUAGGGCAGUUUCACUCAGCGAGGAAUUGUCCUGCCAAAAAUGCCAUUGCCCUCUGACAAACACUGGUGAUUGUGAGCUGGGGCCUGGCACAACUGGAAAAAGCUUUUUAAGCUGAAGUUAUUAAGCUCUUACAGAAACAUAAUUUCAACACACCAUAUCCUUUGCCAUUAAUUCCCACUUGAAAAAAAUCACAGACAUAAAAGAAGGAUUUACUAGAGGAAUUGGGGCUACUUAAAAUGUAUGUAUACUCUUUGUUCUCGAGUAGCCAUUUUAACAGCAGAAGUUGGGGCACCUCGCUGUGUCUACUGGAAGUCUGGGAAGUGAAGGGUCUUAGGCAGUACGGUGGCAUAACAGUCUGUAAAUUGGCCAUAUAUUUUUUUUCUUUAAAGUACCUUUUUACACCUUGACCUAGUAAUUUUGAAGAAAAUUUCAAAGCAUUUUUGCAUUUACUGUCAUGAUCUCUGUGAUAUUAUAUGGUUGCCUACUUACAUUGAGGAUAUAUUACAGUUGAGUUCGAUUUUCCAUGUCUGCCAUCUUUUCAGUAACCAAAUCCCCUUCCACAAAUCCAUGUGCCAAAAAAGAAGUCUGAGGAGUUAGGCCGGAAUAGGACUCAGGUUUAGAGGGAAGAGGAUGGGUUUUGGACUCAGACCUAAGGUAAAAUUCCAGUACUGUUACUGUGCAUCAUGUGAUGGUAAGCAAGUUGCUAAAUCUCUUUGACUUUGAUUUCAUUUGUAAAUUGAGGAUGAUAAUACUUACCUUUCGAUGAUUUCGAAGAUUAGGGCUAACUGUAUGUCCAGGGAGCUGUAUCAGUAGUCAUGAUUAUGGUGAUAAUGAAAAGUUCUGUAGCAACUGAACACCUGGCAUGCUCAUUUGCUGGAUUGCACAGCAAGGAAGAGUCUGCAGGACCAGAUCAGGAAGAGAUGGGUUCUAGACGUUUUCAGUUGGUGUGUAGAAUGUAUUUGUCCAUGAAUCAGCCGUAAGAUGUACUGUUUUCUGUAGUCCUCUAAGCUGCAGAGCUCUGUCAUGCUAUAGACUAAGUUAGGUUUGUGAGGACUAGCUUGAGGACAGACAUCCCACUGUGAGUGUUGGGCACAGAGCUUUGGAUGUGACAGAGGUUCAGUAAAACAAAACAAAAUAAAACAAAACAAACAAACACAUGUGUCUGUUGUCUGUGUUUAGCACAUGGAACCAAUUGGCUGUCACAUGGCUUACUAGUACUCGCAAAUGUUCUCAUUUUCAUACAGAUUAUUUCUAAAGUCAGCACCCCUCUCCCCAACUCUCAGUUUACACGUGGGUUUUGUGUUCACAGAAAAUAUCAGAUGUUCUUUGUCUUAACCAGAUGCACAAAAGAGACCACUUUCCCUGGCUUUUAGGAGUCAUGUGGCCAAAACUCCUUACAGUCUGGGCAUGAGGCUACUCUUCAUUUUCUUAGCUUCCUUUCUUCUGCUUCCUAGCGCAACUCUUUCACAGUAGCUUUGUGGUUGUAACAGAGGGCUGGCUGGGUCCAGGCAAGGGUGGGACACAGCUGUGGCCCUGCAGAGAGAAGGUCUGAUUUCUGUGCUUGGUUUAUGUAUAGGUAAGUGGGCGGCAGUCUGUGUUUUCUAAGAUGCUUUUGUGUAAAAAUCAAAUAUACAGCCUGUAAACAUGAAAACAGUGCAUUCCUCUAUGGAGGUCAUCCUUAUGAGCAAGUCACAUUUUAUUGUGAGCGGUACAGAAUUUUCAGUUAGAAUAUGUUGAUUUUCUGUAUAAAUUCAUUUUUUUUUAAUGAAGCAUAAAGAUUUUUACCUAAAGCUGCAGGCCCAUCUGUUCUGGGUUGGAGAUUUAGGUAGAAGAAAGAGAAACCUGGAUUGUAAUCUUCCAGAUUCUGGUGGAACUAUCUCAGGAUUUCUGGUAGGUCCUCUUUUAGGAUAAGAUGCUGUAACUGUUGAAACGCCAGUCUGCACUGAUUCACAGACAGUUGGCUUUUCAGCUGAGAAGCCUUUUUCUCCCCGCCUUGCUGGUUUACUGAACUGAUGAAACCAUGGCAGAAGGAGAGACAGAAUCACCUGGGACCAAAAAGCGCGGCCCCUACAUUUCAUCUGUCACUAGCAGGAGUGUGAACUUGAUGAUUCGUGGAGUGGUACUAUUUUUUAUUGGAGUAUUUCUUGCCUUAGUGUUAAAUUUACUUCAGAUUCAGAGAAAUGUGACGCUCUUUCCACCUGAUGUGAUCGCCAGCAUCUUUUCUUCAGCGUGGUGGGUACCGCCGUGCUGUGGCACAGCCUCAGCUGUGAUUGGGUUAUUAUACCCCUGCAUUGACAGGCAUCUAGGAGAACCACAUAAAUUUAAAAGAGAGUGGUCCAGUGUGAUGCGGUGCGUAGCCGUCUUUGUUGGUAUAAAUCAUGCCAGCGCUAAAGUGGAUUUUGAUAACAACAUACAGUUGUCUCUCACACUGGCUGCACUCUCCAUUGGACUAUGGUGGACGUUUGAUAGAUCUAGAAGUGGUUUUGGCCUUGGAGUAGGAAUUGCUUUUUUGGCAACCUUGGUCACUCAACUGCUAGUCUAUAAUGGUGUUUAUCAAUAUACAUCUCCAGAUUUUCUCUAUGUUCGUUCUUGGUUACCAUGUAUAUUUUUUGCUGGAGGCAUAACGAUGGGAAACAUUGGUCGACAACUGGCAAUGUAUGAAUGUAAAGUUAUCGCAGAAAAAUCUCAUCAGGAAUGAAGAAGG